Messenger RNA from Erythranthe guttata (spotted monkey flower), 515 nucleotides. Lineage: Eukaryota; Viridiplantae; Streptophyta; Magnoliopsida; Lamiales; Phrymaceae. The record is from RefSeq and is a predicted model, not a curated record.
GUUAAUGAACGAGCCACUAGCGCCAGGUGUCGCUUUGGACAGCUUGAUAAAGUACUACAAAUCCGGUUACGAUGCGGUGAGAAUGUACACUCCUAGUGCAUACGUGAUCCUAUCGAAUAGAUUGGGAGAAGCAAACGAUACAGAGCUCGUUCCGUUUGCUGCGGGCCUUAACCGCUCGGUGAUAGACGUGCAUUACUACAAUCGUUAUUCCGAUUAUUUCCGGGGCUUGACCGGUCGGCAAAACGUCGAAUUCAUCUACAAGAAACGUUCAAAGCAGUUGCGGGAAUUGAGUCGAGAUGGCGGACCUCUAAGCUUCGUUGGUGAAUGGACAGCCGAUUUAUAUGUUCGAAAUGCUUCGGUGCAUGAAUAUCGGAGAUUUGCCGAAGCUCAGCUAGAGGUGUAUGGGAAGGCCACGUUUGGAUGGGCUUAUUGGUCUUACAAGUGUGAACAAAAGUACUGGAGUUUCAAGUGGAUGAUUGAAAAGAGCUAUAUAAGGCUCUGAGUAUAUAUAUGUA